AUGCAAAUGGAAUACGAAAUAACAGGAAAAAAUGAUGAAUUUGGAGAUGAUACUUGUGCAAAAGAAUCAUCACAUUUCGAGCAAGCAUCUGAUUUUUUUUCUCGGUUAAAAAUAUUGUUGGAAGAUGCACAUCAUAUCGAAACGAAUAAUGAAGAUGACAUUGAGCAGGAGAUAAAUUUAACAAAUUUGAUUGAUUUGAUUAAUCCAUAUCAAGAGCAACCAUUUCUUUUAGAUCCACAUUUAGAGAAUAUGGUCAAGCCUGUUAUUGAAUUACUUCGAACUUAUAUAAAAACUAUCAAUGUACAAGGAUUUGUGUUUUCGAAGGAUGCACAAAAUAAACCUGAAUUUAUUCAGAUGCCUAAAAAAAUAAAAAGACUUUUUAAAUUAUUAUAUUAUCUGAUGAAAAUUCGUGGAUAUAAAACUAUUGGUAAAAUACAUGAUUCUAAGGAUUAUACCGGUUGGGAGACAAGAUAUGUAUUGUUAAUAUGGUUAUCACUAAUUUGUAUGGUUCCUUUCGAUUUAAAGACUGUUGACAGUCUAGCUGCUGCUGAAGAAAAUAAGUUUCCUCUUGUGGAUCAUAUGAUUGAGUUGUCAAAGUUUUAUUUAAAGGCUACUGGUAAAGAAAGAGAUGGUGCGGCAGUGUUUUUGUCUCGUUUAUUAACAAGACGAGAUAUUGCCGAAUUAUAUCUUGCAAAUUAUAUUAAAUGGGCACAAGAUGAAGUUAAAAAUGACAAGGAUGUGUUUACGAUUACCGGUAUUAUCACGUCCCUUUGUGCCAUUUAUAAACUUGGUCAAAGGCAAACAUUAUUACCAACGUUAGAAUCUGUACUACCGUGCCUUAACUUACUUGAAGGAAAUCAAUCAUUUGUGAAUAAUACACUUAUUAGAAAAUUAUUAGUCAAAUUGGCACAAAGGAUUGGUUUAUGCUAUCUAAAACCAAAAGUGGCUUCUUGGAGAUAUCAUAGGGGUAGUAGGUCACUUAAGGAUAAUUUGAAUGCACUAUCAAAAUCAACAACUAUUGAUCCUUCAAAUGUGCACCAAUCUUUGGAAGAUGAAAAAGAUGAAGAUGAUGAAGUACCUGAACAGCUCGAAGAGAUCAUAGAAAUUUUAUUGAAUGGUCUGCGUAGUAAGGACACAGUCGUGCGUUGGUCUGCUGCUAAAGGCAUAGGGCGAAUCGCACAACGGUUACCACAGGAACUUGCUGAUGAUGUGAUCGGUUCUUUAUUUGAAUUGUUCUCCGAAAAUACAUAUAAAAAUAAUGAUAUAUUAGAAUUGUCUGCAGUAUCUGACCAUACCUGGCAUGGUGUAUGCUUAGCUAUAGCUGAAUUAGCAAGAAGGGGAUUAUUAUUACCAGAGAGACUAUCUGAAGUCAUUCCCUGGGUUACCAAGGCAUUAAAAUUUGACCAGAAACGUGGUUCUCAUUCGAUUGGUGCUCAUGUACGGGAUGCCGCUUGUUAUGUUUGUUGGUCUUUUGCUCGUGCCUAUGCACCUGAAAUUAUCGCACCAUAUGUAGUCGAGUUAGCAAAUAAUCUCGUUGUAGUAUCUGUAUUUGAUCGUGAAGUGAACGUUAGACGUGCUAGCAGCGCCGCUUUUCAAGAGAAUGUUGGUCGUCAGGGUAUUUUUCCUCAUGGCAUAGAAAUUAUUACCACAGCUGACUAUUUUACCGUUGGUAAUAGGGUUAAUGCUUUUCUUGACAUAAGUGUGAAAAUUGCAAAGUUUGUAGAAUAUAGAUAUAAUCUGAUUGAUCAUCUAAGUAAACAAACAAUAUCUAAUUGGGACAAAAGCAUGAGGGUACUAGGAGCUAAAGCUUUACACAAUCUUGCAUCUCUUGAUCUCGACUAUUUCAUCAAUAAUGUUUUACCAUUCUUGAUUCCUCAAGCUUUAUCCUUUGACGUACAUACAAGGCAUGGUGCUUUAUUAGCAAUAGGAGAAAUAUGUUUGGCUUGGUCAAAUUUACAAAAUGACGAUGAAAGCUGGAUUGAGAGGCAUAAAGAUUUAAUUAAAAACAUAGCCAAUAUAGUCGGAUCUCUUCCUGAGCAUGCAUUUACAGAUUUUGGGUCGGAAGUUACAGUUCAAGCGGCAGUAAGUCAUAUCUCUAGCUUAGCUAAAGCUAGAUGGCCUGUAACUGAUGAAGUUUUGAACAAAUGGAAAAGUGUAGUUUAUGAUCUUCUCAGCAGAAAAGAUGAAAUUGGGCAAGAAAUUGCUGUACAUGCUGUUGAAGCACUUGUGGCUCAACAUGGAAUUGAUGAAUCAGAAUUGGAUAUAUAUCCUUCCAAUAAAAGAGAUUAUUUAUUGUGUUUUACACUUGCUCUGGGUGUUAUAGAAUAUUAUAAGAUUCCGGAAUGUUUGGAUCGUGCAAUUGAGUCCCUAAUUUUAUCUUCAGAGAUACAGGAAACUAAAGUAUGGAAUGAUCCAGAAACUCGAAGAAAUGCGAUUAUUUCAUUAGCAAAGAUAUCUAAAAAAUUUGGUGAUUCGUUUAAAACAGUGGUUUCUAAACCCAUUUUUGAUAAAAUUAUCAAUGCUUAUUUCAUUGGUCUCGAAGAUUAUAGUACAGAUCAGCGAGGAGAUGUUGGAUCUUGGGUUCGUGAAGCUUGUAUGAAUGGAUUUUCUGAAAUUUGUCCACUUAUUGCACGAUUGGACUUAAAUGAUCCCGGUUGUGAACCAUGGUUGUCAAAUGAAUUAAGUAUAAGGAUCUUUUCUAAAUUAUUAAAACAAAGUGUUGAGAGAAUUGAUAAAAUCAGAUCUUGUGCUGGCCGAGUAUUAUUGGAAUUUCUAUAUAUGAAGGUUCUUUCAGGAAAUGAAGAAGUGUAUCUAUUUAAUUUGCCUGCUCGCGAAAUUUUACAAAAUAUCUUGCCAAAAGAUGAAGAGAUCCACUGGACCUCUCCAUUAGAACUGUACCCUAGGAUGGUCAAAUUACUCGCAUUAAAAGAAUAUAGAUUUGAUUUACUUGUUGGAUUAGUAAUUGCAGCUGGUGGUAUAAAUGAAUCCUUGGUUCGUUAUUCAAGUAGUGCGUUACUUGAUUAUGCAAAUGAACUCCCCGUUACAUCACCCGAAAAUUCAUCAUUAUCAUUGACGGAAUUUGCAAAUGAACUAUUAAACAUAUUUCGUCACAAUAAAAAACAAGAUCGUAUAACUAUUCCUUUAUUGGAAGUUUUGGAUUUAUUAUUAGAAUCUGGAACUUUACAAAAAAUUAAUUCGGACUUUUUCAGGCAUAUAAGAAAAAUCACAGCCUGUAUGCGAAUUCUUUGUGGAAUGACAUCGUUAAGUGGUACGGUGCGAAAUCGUUCUUUAUAUCAAUUACUUAGUUUAUUAGUACAUCCUUUUCCAAAGGUUCGAAGAUCGACUGCAGAUCAGUUGUAUUUAACACUUACCGGGUCAAUAGAAGAUGAAUCAGAGGAAAUGUCAACGAUUGAAGAUAUUUUAGUCAAUACUGAUUGGGAUAGUCCUGUACCUCAAUUAAAGGAACUUAGAAAUCAACUUUAUCCUUUAUUAGGACUGAAACAACCCAAUUUUAAAAAGCCUGACACUAAUACAACCUCAACAUCCUAA
Messenger RNA from Cetraspora pellucida, 3549 nucleotides. The record is from the annotation of a GenBank genome assembly. Lineage: Eukaryota; Fungi; Glomeromycota; Glomeromycetes; Diversisporales; Gigasporaceae.